AUGGCUACUUGUCAGCAAGGCUGCACACCAGCCGUGCGACUUUGUCAGAGGCUGAAUCGACUUAAGACCCUCGAAGACGACAUGAUGUCCACGUCGUUAAAACGCUGCCUCUCCACCCUGGACCUGACUCUCUUGGGUGUCGGUGGCAUGGUGGGCUCUGGCCUAUAUGUCCUAACAGGCACCUUGGCCAAAGACAUUGUUGGACCUGCUGUUAUUGUGUCCUUCAUUUUUGCAGGUUUUGCCUCUCUGUUAGCUGCUUUUUGCUACGCAGAGUUUGGAGCACGUAUUCCCAAAACAGGAUCAGCCUAUAUGUUUACCUAUGUCUCUGUGGGAGAGAUAUGGGCCUUUCUGAUAGGUUGGAAUGUGAUUCUGGAGAAUAUGAUUGGGGGUGCUGCUGUGGCGCGGGCAUGGAGUGGCUAUUUGGACUCCAUUUUCAACCACGCCAUCCAGAACUUUACAGAAACCCACGUUAUGCGGUGGGACAUUCCCUUCCUUGCCCAUUACCCUGAUUUACUUGCAGCAGGGAUUCUAUUGGUUGCCUCUCUUUUUAUUUCCUUCGGGGUUCAAGUGUCCUCCUACCUUAAUCAUAUUUUUUCCACCAUCAGUAUGUGUGUUAUUGUUUUUAUCCUCGUCUUUGGAUUUGUACUAGCAGAACCGGCAAACUGGAGCCAGAAGGAAGGAGGUUUUGCACCUUUUGGUUGGUCCGGCAUCUUAGCAGGCUCAGCAACAUGCUUCUACGCAUUUGUAGGUUUUGAUGUCAUCGCCUCGUCAAGUGAGGAGGCCAAGAAUCCACAGAAGGCUGUUCCCAUAGCCACAGCGAUAUCCCUUGGACUGGCAGCAGCAGCUUACAUCCUGGUGUCCACUGUGCUUACGUUAAUGGUUCCCUGGCAUACGCUGGACCCCAACUCAGCUUUGUCAGAUGCUUUUUUCCGUCGAGGCUACAGUUGGGCUGGAGUCAUUGUGGCAGUGGGUUCAAUCUGUGCCAUGAACACCGUGCUGCUCUGCAAUCUCUUCUCCCUCCCUCGCAUUGUGUACGCCAUGGCAGAAGAUGGGUUGUUCUUUAAAAUCUUUGCACGUGUCAAUCCUACCACCAAAGUCCCUGUCAAUGCUAUUCUGGUUUUUGGAUUUCUUAUGGCCACCAUGUCUCUGAUCUUUGAUCUGGAGGCUUUGGUUCAGUUCUUGUCAAUUGGAACCCUACUAGCCUACACAUUUGUAGCAGCCAGCGUCAUCGUUCUUCGCUUCCAGCCAGAGAGAAAACACUCCAAAGGGACUUCUUCCACAUCUCCCAAUCCAAAUGCAGAGCCGUCCCCUGCCCCGUCAGAAUGUCAGAACAUAUCAGAAGACGGUGAAGAGUUGAAACAAUACGAGUCUUUUUCCGAUAAGAUUCAGUUGGUGGAAAGGCAAAAGACAAAGGAGUGCAGAGGAGUGGGGCAGCUAAAGGCCUGUUGGGAACCAUACCUAGGUCGGCUAAUGGGAAACUGCAGGCCUGGGGAGGUGGUAGCCCUUUGUGUGCUGGGUCUGAUAGUCAGCUCAGUUUCUUUUUGUGCCGUUCUUGUAUUUGGUCUCAUGCAGCUGCAGCUCCCAAGAUGGAGCUAUACCAGCCUGUUGGUGAUUUUUAGUCUCGCUUAUGUUAUCUGCUUGGCACUCAUAUGGGCUCAUGAGCCACAGACUAACACCAAAACAUUCCAGGUGCCUCUUGUUCCACUUGUCCCAGGCGCUAGUAUUCUGUUUAAUGUAUUCCUUAUGCUGAAGCUCAGUUAUUUAACCUGGAUAAGGUUCACGAUCUGGAUUGCUGUAGGUCUCUUAGUAUAUUUUGGCUAUGGAAUCUGGCACAGUAAAGAGGGCAUGAGAGAGCUGCAACCCAAAGAUAUGGCUGCCCGAUAUGUUGUGCUCCCCAGCGGCAGUCUGGUAGAAACCGUGGAGUCUGUCCAGCCCGAGCAAGCGGAUGCCUCGGCGCAACAUGUUAACCCUGCCAUGACAACUGAGGAGUUUCCUGGAAAAAGAUGA
Nerophis lumbriciformis (worm pipefish) is the source of this 2007-nucleotide messenger RNA. The record is from RefSeq and is a predicted model, not a curated record. NCBI's taxonomy places the organism in Eukaryota, Metazoa, Chordata, Actinopteri, Syngnathiformes, Syngnathidae.